CGCGAAGUCUUCGAUUCGGCGGUGGACUUGAUUCUCCGCGACGACUUGCCCAAGCUCGCCAGAUUGGGCAGCCGAGUCUUCAAGGAGCCUGAUGCCGCCCGCUGCUUGGAGCGGAUGCGGGAGCUCGUGAACCGCCGAGAGAGCGCUACCGCCCAACAGGCGAUGAGGUGCCUCGCACAGCUGGAGGCCUCCGAGGACUCAGAGGUGCAGGGCGAGAUGAUCUGCACCGAGAAGCGGCUGCAGGACUGGCUCGCCAAGCUCGAGGAAGCCGUGCCGGACCCGGCGGCCCCCGAGCCUCAGAAGCCGCCCGAGGUCACCUGCGUCAGCUUCAGCGGAGCCAUGAAAAGGCCAGCCGAGGAACCAGAGCCCAAGCGACGGGCUUUGAACGACUUCUUCGCGGCCCCUUCCAUGGAGCAGUCCGAGCCGUGCCAUGAGGACUUGCCUCCGUGCGCCGUCGCACCUCCCAGCAGCUCCGAGCCACCCGAGGACUUCAUGAGGAAUGCGCAGGACAAGCCCAUCUUCAAGAACUCGGGCCAUCUGGGGGAGAGCAAGCUGGUAGAGUGCCUCUACGAGGUGGAUGCCAGCAAGUACGAGGGGCGAGGCUGCAUUUGGAUGAUUUGGCGCCUUCCUGGCCCUCUGCGGGGGCUGCCAUCGAAGUGCCCCUACAUCUCACUUCGUCCCGAGCCGGCCGCAGACCUGUGGUUCAUCUUCCACAAGACGUACAUGACCCUGCUGCCCAAGCCGCCGGAGGGCACCCUCCUCUACAAGGUCGCGAAGGGCCAGGGCCCGACCCUGAUGGAGCGCGCGGCGAUGUGCAAGAUCCAGGCGGGCACCAUGAGGAUCAUGUCCUGGGAUGCCUACAACGAGCUUCGGGGCGAGAAGGCUCCCACUUUUUCGCCACGCCAGGUCCUGCACAACUACGAGGAUAUGACCGCCUCCGAGUUCCA
This is a messenger RNA of Symbiodinium sp. CCMP2456, 947 nucleotides long. NCBI's taxonomy places the organism in Eukaryota, Dinophyceae, Suessiales, Symbiodiniaceae. The record is from the annotation of a GenBank genome assembly.